AUGGCAGAGCUACAUUGUAGUGCAGCCUAUCGGGUUUAUGCCAGCAGCUACACUUCGAUAAAAAAUCUGGAGUCUGUGAAGCUCAAGAACGGAAUCCAUGUCGCCCUGGCCUUCGCCAGAGAUUACGAUGAAGAUGGGAAUCCCACUAUGGGAGACUUCAAGUACUAUUUCAAAAAAGACGAGCUCACUCCUACCAAGAUCAAAACAUUCAAGCAGAAGUCAGUUUCCAAAGUCAAGUUCUUCCUCAGCAUCGGUGGCCGUGACGAGAAAUAUCCCUUUUCCGUCACCUCUUCCGAUAAAAAAACCUGGAUCUCGAGUGCCACCGAAUCCCUGAAAAAGAUCAUCCACCAAUACAACCUUGAUGGCCUCUACGUUUACUACCAAAACAUCAAUCCCGACGGGCAAGGUCAGUUCAAGGAUGCAGUAGGUGAGGUGAUACAGAACCUGAAAAAUGAGAUGGCGGGCGACUUUCUGGUUUCCAUCACCGUGUCCGCUCCUCUCAGUGAUACUUAUUACUGGCCCUUGCACGAGGCCUGCGAAAAGUUUAUUGACACUGUGGUUUACCAGACCCACACUUGUUCAACUGUCAUUAGAACUUCGCAGUCCCUCAAGGACGUCCUCGACAAUCUGCCUUAUGCCAAAGAGAAGCUCAUCGCCGGGUACAGUAGCUCCCAGCCCUCGGACUGGACCAACGUCCCAUUGCCCAUCUUCCUUGGUUGCGUUCCUCACCUGCUCGACCAAAAGCCGGUGACCGCUUCUGGGAUUUCCAACUGGAUUGUGACCAGUGAUGAUAACCUUGAGAACUGA
Molecule: messenger RNA, 807 nt
Organism: Prosopis cineraria
Lineage: Eukaryota; Viridiplantae; Streptophyta; Magnoliopsida; Fabales; Fabaceae
Product: ruBisCO-associated protein-like
Exons: 2
Coding region: 1-807 (268 amino acids)
Biological process (GO): carbohydrate metabolic process
Source: RefSeq, a predicted model, not a curated record